Messenger RNA from Aaosphaeria arxii CBS 175.79, 2961 nucleotides. RefSeq lists its product as uncharacterized. The record is from RefSeq and is a predicted model, not a curated record. The transcript has 2 exons. Lineage: Eukaryota; Fungi; Ascomycota; Dothideomycetes; Pleosporales. The coding region runs from base 159 to 2585 and encodes 808 amino acids. Gene Ontology annotation, molecular function: protein binding.
UACCCCUCCAAUUUGCCGCCCACCCUUUCAUCUAAAGUUAGGAUAUCUUGGAUAUAUUACGGGACUCAUGGAAGGCUACGAAGAGAACUAGAUUCUACCACCAGGCGCCACAAUUGCACUUCCGAGACUCGAAGCUCUCCAUCGCCGCCGCCGCCGCCAUGCCGUCACAAUUGACCCGCGUCGUCUUUCGACGCAUGCUUGCCGACAAACCAGUUUUCUACCGUGGAUGUGUCUUGAGGGCAGUCAGACCGAGAGUCCCUAUACAACCCUCUAUCGUCACGGCACAAUGUUCGCAACAACGUACAUUUCUCGACAUGUUCAAGCCGCAGCGCAAGGUGCGCUCCGCAGAAUUGCCACCAGGAAUAGACAAGAUGGGGGAGUUGGCAGAGCUGCAGCGUGUCUCAGCGCGAUUACCCCCUCCGGAUGAGGUCUCGCGGGCCCUGAAUAAUUUCUUUGCGCGAAAAGAUUUCACCGCCGAAGAUCAUCACAUACGCCUAGCGCACAAUGCUGUCAGAUAUUUGCAGACGCACCUGCAGGAGGAUCAACAGCCAUGGCUUUCGGACUCCACGAUUCGGACAAUAAUGACCAGAUUGGAACGUCGACCGCAAACGGGUGGUAGCGAACAUUUGGCAUUUGCGAGGUACUUGCACAAUGACGUUGUGGUACAGCCCGAGCUUGGGGUGACGGACGAUAUGAAGAAGUCCACGUCACAGGAAGUUCAGAAGCAAUAUUCCAUAUAUCUGUCUCAGUAUUUGCGGGUGUUGACAUUAUAUGGGGCAUCUGUCGAGGCAAGAGAGAUCGCUGUUGCGAACUUUUCUGGCCCUGCGGCAUCGAUCGAGACACUGAAGGCGAUCACGUCGGCCUGGACCCAAGUACUUCGAGGAUUCACACGAGAGGACAACGAAGAGGAGCUUACUCUGACGGCUGCAAUGAUGGAGGAAUUGUCAAUACCAUUUGUUCACCGUAUGCAGAACGUUUUAGUCGCCUACUUUGCCAGCAAGAACAAUCUGAACCAAGCCAAGUAUUGGUAUGAGAAGCCGGUAAGCGGUGUCAGAGAUCCCAACGACACAGAGCCUCAUGGCAAUGCCUAUGCUGCAAUCUUGAAGGCUUGUGCCGUUACCGGCGACUUGGAGUUUGGCCAUCAGGUCGUUGCUUCACUGCUAAAGAGCACGCCCAAUAAAGCUGCAUGGGACGCCAUUUUUGUAUGGUCUGCAGCGCUAGGAAAAGGCGUGGAUGAAGCAGAUCGUAUGAUGAACGUUAUGGUCCGCAAGGAUGAAGAGGCUCGCCAGCAGGAUCCGUCGCACCCAGUCGUUCGGCCAGAUAUCGAAACGAUAAACGCACUCGUUGAGUUUGCUAUAUCCAAGCAGGACUCUUACUCUGCCGAGCGGUACAUUUCCCUCGGCGAGAAACGAGGCAUACUGCCAAACCAGAAGACGUACAUGAUGCAAGUGCAAUACCGACUAUCUGUCAAGGAUAUUGAUGGGGCAAGGACUGCCUACUUUGGACUACAGGGCGCCAAAGAUGAGAAAAGCGUCGAGGUUAUCAAUGCACUCAUCCGAGCCAUGUGCCACGCCAAGCAGCACCACUUCGACGACAUAAUGGCUAUUGUGGAUGACAUCCACGAAAGCAGAGCCCGUCUAGAUCCCGAAACUAUCACUGCUGUCGCCAUCCUCCAUCUGCGGAGGGGCGAAAUGCGCGACGCUAUCGACCUACUUCAGGUCCACGCCCAUCAGUACUCCCCUAGCCAGCGAGCCGUCAUUCGCCAGCAGCUUCUCGCCUUUCUCCUAGAUCGCACGAACAGUACCGCAGACGCAUGGGACACGUAUCAAAUCUUGCGGCAAAUGUUUCCUGAGACGACUCGAGAAGAUCGCAUGCAGGCGAUGAAUGAGUUCUUCGCACGCCAGCGACCAGACAUGGCCUGUCACGUCUUCUUUCACAUGCGGAACAGUACACACGAGACGAUAUGUGCUGAUCGUGAGGUGUACAUAGCAGCUUUCACUGGAUUCGCCCGUAACGCAGACGCCGAGAGUCUGGAGCUAGCGCAUAACCAGCUCAAGCUAGACCUGAAUGUGGACCUAGACACCCAGUUGAGGAACUCAUUGAUGUUGGCCUACGCGGGGACGGGAAACAACCGACGUGCACUCGAAUACUGGUCAGACAUAGUGGCGUCCAAGGAGGGACCGACCUACAACAGCAUUGCCAUUGCAUUUAGGUCCUGCGAAGGGAUGCCUUGGGGCGACCAGCAUGCGAAGCCGAUCUGGCAGAGGCUGAAGCAGAUGGACAUUGACAUUGACAAACAAAUUUUCACCGCAUACUUGGGUGCGAUUGCUCGCAAUCAGUUGCACGACGAGGCUGUAUCCAUGCUCGAGACGGUAGAGGAGGAGUACGGAUUUAGGCCUGAUUUCUAUGUACUGAGUAAUUGGUUCAAUGCGACUACGAACAUCGAGAGGCAGGGCAAAGUGGAGGCAUGGAUCAAGGAAUAUUACCCUGAAGUCUGGACGGAACUCGAGAAAGUGGGUUACACGGUUACGAUGGAUGGGUUCGGAUACCGGCAAUACAACAUCAACCGCGAUUUAGAUCCUUAGGGUGUGUGACAGUGGCGGAUCUUUCCGAAGGACGUGUUGUACGAUAGCCGUAAGUUGGUGAGACAGGUAACGACGCUGUUCAUUUGGAGGGGCAUUAAUCUACUGCACCCGCAUUGUACAAAGUCUGUAAUCUAAAUGGUUAGGGAAUCAAAGUCCUAUAUCGACCGAUCAAAGCCCGGAGUUUGGAGGCGUUCCGCUAAUUGGUGAUGUCCAGACGAUCGAUGGACGGCGACUCCACCUUGUGCGUUGUCUUCUAUGGUGCCUCCAAAUGCCCUAGCCUGGUAUCUGGGAGGGCCGUCGCCGAUGUCAUAGAUGCUGCCAGCCGCUGGAUGGUUAUAAAGGCAUGCCUCGAACAUAGGACUCGACCGGUCGACUU